CUUUUGUAGUAGCUUCAGGGUGGUUUUCCGAGAACGCGAAAGAGUCCAACAACAGUAGAAAAGUGUGAGUCGUUUCAGUAGCAAUUCGUGAAAUGUAGUGAGUGGAAUUGCUGGUAAAUUCCUCAAAAAUAGUCCAUACAUGGGCAAGAAUUCACCUAUAUUGGAUAAAACGUUGUUUUCGUGCGUAAAAGUGUGAUUUUCCAUGGAAAAUAUGUCAUCGGUGUGUGACCCAUUUUUGUGUUGUGCUUUCCUGUGUCACAAAAUGCGUUGAGAUUAAUUGCAAAAAAAAGCAAGAAUACCAAGGUCCCCCCAAAGACAGUGCCAGGCUCCGAAGGUGAUAGUUCCACAGGGUCCCUGUGAAGGUGCUAGGUGGACGACAUCCCUGAGAAGAAGCUCCCAUAUUGAUCUAUAAUAUUCUGUAUUUGGAUCUCCCCCCUCCGGGAACAACAAUGGCUCUGUCUUCAAUCUACCGGACUCUGCGUUUGAGACUGCGUCUGAACAACAAUACCCAUGAGGAUGAUUGCACAACUUCUGGGGUCACACUGGACACCAACGAAAAGAGGAUAAUCUUCAUUAAUCGUCCCCAGCCACAGAAAUACUGCAGUAAUCAUAUAUCAACGGCAAAAUAUAGUACCUUCAGCUUUAUACCGUCGUUCCUCUUUGAACAAUUUCGACGGUAUUCAAAUUGUUUUUUCCUAUUUAUUGCAUUACUACAACAAAUUCCUGAUGUGUCACCCACGGGAAGAUAUACAACACUUGUACCUCUAAUUUUUAUACUAAGCGUGAGUGCUAUCAAGGAAAUUGUUGAAGAUGUCAAACGCCACAGGGCCGACGAUGAAAUAAAUCACAGGGAAAUAGAAACAUACAAAAGUGGCCAAUGGAAGUAUAUGAAGUGGCAGCAAUUGAGUGUUGGAGAUAUUGUGAAAGUGUGGAAUAAUAAAUUCUUUCCCGCAGAUCUCAUUCUACUGUCCUCAAGCGAACCUCAAGGGAUGUCAUUUAUUGAGACAUCAAAUUUGGAUGGUGAGACUAAUUUGAAGAUUCGUCAAGGUGUACCGGAGACAGCAAAAUUUCUCGAUACCAAAGAUUUAGCAUAUUUCAAUGCAACACUCGAAUGUGAAUUGCCAAAUAGGCAUUUGUAUGAAUUUAAUGGUGUCCUCAAGGAAAGUGGAAAAACAGCUGUAUCACUGGGUCCUGAUCAAUUACUCCUGCGUGGUGCCAUGCUUCGCAAUACAUCAUGGAUUUUUGGUGUUGUCGUGUAUACUGGACACGAUACGAAACUUAUGAGAAAUUCUACCUCAGCGCCAUUGAAGCGUUCAACAGUAGACAGACUGACAAACACACAGAUUUUGAUGCUUUUUCUUAUUCUAAUAGUUUUAUGUCUUGUUAGUGCUGUUUUUAAUGAAUUUUGGACACGAGAUCACUACAAGAGGGACAAGUAUUUAGGCAUUGAUGAUGUUCUAAGCAAAAACUUUGGAUACAACUUACUAACAUUUAUAAUUUUGUACAAUAAUUUAAUACCCAUCUCCCUGCAAGUAACAUUGGAAUUGGUGAGAUUCUUGCAGGCAAUCUUUAUCAAUUUUGACAUUGAAAUGUACCAUGAGGAAUCCAAUACUCCAGCUAUGGCACGAACGUCGAAUCUGAAUGAGGAAUUGGGCAUGGUGAAGUACAUUUUCUCUGAUAAGACGGGUACAUUAACGAGAAAUGUGAUGGAAUUUAAAAAGUGUUGUGUGGGAAAAUUUGUCUAUGAACGUGUCAACGAGCCUGAACAUUCGGGAUUGGUUCAGAAUUUACUCAAUAACCAUCCAACAGCACCAAUGAUUGCAGAAUUUCUCACACUAUUGGCUGUUUGUCAUACGGUGAUUCCGGAAAAGCGAGAUGAUGGAACUGUGGGAUAUCAUGCUGCAAGUCCUGAUGAGAGGGCACUUGUAUAUGGGGCCAAGUCAUUUGGGUAUGUCUUUGAGACAAGAACACCGACACAUGUGGAAAUCAGUGCUCUGGGAUGGCGAGAGAGUUAUGAGGUGCUUAAUGUGUUGGAAUUUACGUCGACACGGAAGAGGAUGUCGGUGAUUGUGAGGACACCAAAGGGAGAAAUUAAGUUGUACUGCAAAGGAGCGGACACAGUGAUUUAUGAGCGUCUAGCUCAAGAUGAUCAACCAUUCCGAGAGGUGACCCUGAGGCAUCUGGAGGAUUUUGCCACAGAAGGUCUCAGGACACUGUGCUGUGCUGUGGCAACAAUUGACGAAGAAGUGUACAAUGAUUGGAAAGCAACAUACCAUAAAGCCAUAACGUCGAUACAGAAUCGAGAGAAGAAGGUUGAUGAUGCAGCAAAUUUGAUUGAGAUCAAUUUGAAGCUUAUUGGUGCCACAGCCAUUGAGGACAAACUGCAGGAUGGUGUACCUGAAACGAUAGCGAGUCUAUUGAAAGCGGAAAUCAAUAUAUGGGUGUUGACUGGGGACAAACAGGAGACAGCCAUCAACAUUGGAUAUUCUUGCAAAUUACUCAGUCACGCAAUGGAUUUGAUCAUUUUAAAUGAAGAUAGUUUGGAUAAUACAAGAGAAUGCAUAGGACGUCAUAGUGCGGAUUUUGGUGAGCAAUUGCGAAAGGAAAACAACGUAGCACUAAUUAUCGAUGGUCAGACACUAAAAUAUGCCGUAAGUUGCGAUUUACGACGCGAUUUUCUUGACUUGUGCAUUUCCUGUCGUGUCGUUAUUUGCUGUCGUGUGUCACCAAUGCAAAAGGCUGAGGUUGUUGAUUUGGUGGCGUCAAAUACUAACAAUGUGACGCUGGCCAUAGGAGAUGGUGCCAAUGACGUUGCGAUGAUUCAGAAAGCGCACGUUGGUGUCGGUAUUUCGGGUGUUGAGGGACUUCAGGCCGCUUGUGCAUCAGAUUAUUCAAUAGCACAGUUUCGAUACCUCGUGCGUCUGCUUCUGGUUCAUGGUGCAUGGAACUACAGUCGAAUGUGCAAGUUGAUUUUGUACAGCUUCUACAAAAAUGUAUGUCUCUAUGUCAUCGAACUGUGGUUUGCAAUCUAUUCAGGAUGGUCAGGACAAAUCCUGUUUGAACGUUGGACUAUUGGUCUCUACAAUGUUGUCUUCACAGCCCUUCCUCCAUUUGCAAUGGGAAUUUUCGACAAAGUGUGUUCUGCGGAGAUAAUGAUAAAAUAUCCAGCACUGUAUACAUCCCAAAAUGCCCAACUUCUCAAUGUUCGUGUCUUCUGGAUAUGGAUUGGCAAUGCUGUACUCCACUCCAUCUUUUUGUACUGGAUGCCAAUGUUUUCCUACAAUUAUGAAAAUGUCUGGAAGAAUGGGCACAAUGGAGGAUUCCUGGUAUUAGGAAAUAUGGUCUACACGUAUGUUGUGGUUACGGUUUGUUUAAAAGCCGGUCUAAUUUCCAAUUCAUGGACUUGGCUUACUCAUUGUGCUAUAUGGGGAUCAAUUAUUCUGUGGUUCUUCUGUAUGUUUGUCUAUAGCAAUAUUUGGCCGACAAUUCCAGUGGGUGCAGUGUUUGUGGGUAUGGAUAAACUAGUGCUAUCAUCACCGGUAUUCUGGUUCGGGCUGUUUUUGGUCCCCACAACCGCCAUACUCUUGGAUGUUGUUGUCAAAAUCAUUCAAUGUACCUUAUUUAAAUCAGUAUCUGAUGCUAUACGAGAGUCGGAAAUUAAGAAAUAUGAUCCGAGUCAUGUGAUAAAAGAACCACGAACUUCAUUAACAGAAACAGCAAGAUUGCUGAGAAAUGUGAGAAAUGUCUUCAGUCGUCGAUCAAAUACCAGAGUCAACAUGGAAUUGGAGCUUUCUCAUGGAUAUGCAUUUUCACAAGAAGAGGGUGGAUCUGUGACUCAGACGGAUAUUAUCCGGGCCUAUGACACAAAUUUGCCCAAACCGGAGGGAAAUUGAAAUGAGAUUUGCUAAGAGCAACAUGGAUUUUUGGUAUGUUUUUGUCUUAACUACAAGAUUGUUCAAAUGCCAAUAUAGAAUGUUGAUGAGCACUACUCAUUAAGAGAUUCAAUUGUCUUACCAGUGCCACGAUACAAUUUUACAAAUAAUUCACAGUAGAAUAUAUUGCAGAUGAACGAUAUUAUCAAGAGCAUUUUGUUGUUGAAUACCUUUGAGUUUAUGAUGCUUAAAGUGCACGACAAAUCAUAUUGAAAGAAGAAUAUUGUUGAGGAACUGUUUUAAAAUUCCAUUUUGAUUAUCUAACAGUGGAUUUUCAAUAUGAAUUACUAACUGUUUCUUGAUAAAAUAUUAAUUUUCUAGCAAGGUUUAUAAUAUGUAUAAUACCUUGCUUCUAUAAAAUGCCAAAAAAAAAUAUCAUAAGAAAAUCCAAUGAGAUUCAGACCAAGAUAAAGUAAUUCGAGAGGACAUUGAAAUCAGCCUUUAAAUUUACAUAAUAUUUACAUAAAUAAAAACCAAGUGUUUACAUAAUAAAAAAAGAACUCCAUGAUACGUUACUGUCUGUCUAUAUAUUUGGACUCUGGACAAUGAUAGAUCUGAAUAGGUAGAAAAAAAGUUAUGUAAAAAUUGAAUGUUUAAAUAUAAAUUUUAAAUGUUGUGAGGAAAACAAAAAUUACUAUACUUAUAAAAGAUUAAAAUAUAAGUAAAAAAAAUCAGCACGAAUUACUAGUCAAACAAAUUUUCCAAGAAUUAAUUUUUAUUUGAACUCUAUCACUUUUACGAACACAAUCCGUUCAUCAAAAGACAGAGAAAAAAUAAUAAAAAUUUUCAGUGAUUCUUCUGCAAUUAGUUGCAUUAAAAUUAAAUAAAAUUAGACAUUUAGUAAAAAAAAAAAGACAAGAACACUUCUUAGGAGGACUGUGUGUGAUUUUUCGGCAUUGGGAGUCAAGUGCCCUUAAAGAAAAUUUACUCUUUUCCGUCUAUUACACUUUUACGAUUUUAACAAAUUCACGGAAAUUUGUAAUGGAAUUCGAUGCACUUUAAACGAAAAGAAAUCAAAUUUUAUCACUUUAGGAAGAAUGAAAUUAAAUUGAAUUUUAGACAUAAAAGUUUUCUUAGAAGUGUCUAUCUUUAAAUUAGAAAAAAAAGUAUAUUUAUGAAUUUAAGAGUGACCUUUUCGAAUAUUAGUUUUGUUCUAACUAAACAACAAUUAAACAGUUAACGAUUAAGGAACUACUCUUAACAGAAUGAAGAAAAGUCUUAACAAUUGUUCGUAACACAAUCUAUCUUUUAAAGUUUUUACUAAUGAAAGGAGAAAUCAUAACAUUAAAAAAUUACAAAGCGAAAGGUAAUUUUAAAAGACUGUAUCGAAAAUUAAACAGAUAAAACAGAUGAAUUGUUAUAAAAUGUAUUGUGUAAUACGAUUUUUGAUUUCGACUUCCUAAUACUCUAAGCGGUAUUAAUUUUAUUGGGAUCAAAAAAGAAAAGUUCAAAAUUAUUUUAAUAUUUACGUGAGUUAUUUAUUAAUUAACUCCAAAUUGACCUUAUAAUCCUGUUGCCAAGCUACAUGAACAACUUUAACAAACAAAAAAAGGAUCACCGAGAAUUAUUUGAAAAGCUUUAAUAUUUUAAAAAGACAAAAUAAAACCAAUUAAAAUGUCCGAGAAACUUAUCUGGGUAUCCAGGUACGUGAUCCUCAGGGAUGCAAGUUGAUUGAAUAUAAAGGGUUUUCUUAAGAUUAUUGAUUCUCUUAUUAGCCAAUCUUUAGAGCUGCGUGAUUUAUAUAGCAGGGCCAGGUCUUAGUUGGAACGUCCACUCCUUUUUAUAGAAAUGAUUUCAUACCCACGGCUUUGUAGCUCUUUCCAUAACGAUUUUAUGAUAACACGUUGGCAUUCAUUUUGACAACAACAGCUCGAACUAACUCAAGCGGUGGUAAUUUACCUCUGGUGACCAUUCAAAUAUCUAAAUAAAGGAUCGUACUACCUUUUUCUUAGAAAAACCCGAAUUUCUCAACUGGAAAUUGAGCAAUUCAUCUGUUGUCUUCUGGCAUCUCAUCACCCUUAAGGCUGGCGAUGAUGCAUUUUUUUCAACUUCCACCAUAGGGUUUCGCAAGUCUACUAUCGUAUUCUAACGAUAACCACUUACACCUUUCCAGCCAUUGCGCAAUAAUGCUAUCGCAUUGCAAAUUUAAAAAAAAUCGCAAAUGCUUCUAUGCGCCUUUACACAAUAAAUUGAGCGAUCUGAAAGUUAUCGAUAUAUCUAAUUGAUUAAACAACAAUAGACGAAAACAUGUAUAGAAGUGACUGUCGAAAUAUAUUUCAAUGAUUGAUUUGAUGGCUUCGAAAAACAGGUCGAAAAAAAUUUUUUUUAAUACGGUCUUGUAAAAUACUUUAACCCAUUCCUUACCAUGGUAUUAUACAUCAUACGCAAAUUGAUUGAUUUUAGAUGAUUUAUUCCUAGGCAGUUUUCAUCCGAAUUGCUGUCGGGAAUGGAUUUUUAGUAACUUUAGUCCUUCAAUUACUUGGGAAAAAUAGCCCAACAGAGAUGGGAAUACAUUUUGUUGUUCUUUUCUCGAUUCGCGGAAGGUCAUGCAAAAUAUUUGCUUGGUCUCUUUCCACCUUCCUGAUUUGAAUUCUAAUUGCCAAUUUGUUUUCUUGGAUAGUUACUCCAUCUAAAGCAAUAGAGUUUGUAAUAAAAUAAUGCACAGAAUUUAAAUUUUGUGUCCACUAAGACGUGUGUUUGACACCGGCUCCUCGCGCCCCCAUAAUAGAUAUUUUUUUUCUUUUCAAAAAAUUCAUCUAUUAAUCCUAUUAAUCUAUAGGAAACUAAUCCCAAAACAAGAUGGCUAAUUUUCCGGUGAUAAGGUGUCUAAGGACGAAAUGUUCAGCUGCACUACCUCCGAAACAUAUCCAAAAAUGAACGAAAUCGUCAGGGCCAAUUUUUUGCAAAAUUAGAAAAACCUCAUUUUUGCCUAUUUUUGGGUGAUAGGGAACGCAUAAACGGGGAGGGGGGAUAUGAGCAUUCUAUCUCUAGUAUUUCCGGUACAUUGACUGAAUGGGUUAAGUAAGGUAUUAUAGAACCAAAAUUCUUAUAAUCUGCUCAUAACGCUCUUGCUUUUGGCACUGAGACCACCAAAAAUAAAGUGGUGCUCUUUAAAGGGGCUUAAGACCUUCUACGUGACAGGAAAAUGCAGAAAUCGCGAAUUUUUUACAUGAAAAUGAAAAGAUCGCACGAUUUUAAAAUUGCAAAAUUACGCGCUUUUCUAGAUACAGUAAACUCUCUCUCCAUGGUGCAUAUGGGGCAAAAUGUCAUCCAAAUUAUCGAGAGAUUUGGGCAUCAAAAUCAUUGUAAAUUCCGCAAAAAGCACUUAAAUAUAAUGAAUCACGAUGAAACAAGAGGAACUACAGCGAAUUUGAACAAAUUUGCUUUAAAAUCAAACGAGAAAAAUUGUAAACAAAAUUUUGCGCCCGAUUGAAAAAGAACCGAUUGAGUGACAGUCUAAUGUAUUUUUGAUUGAUUUUUUUGCAUAAAAGGGGUUUCAAAGCGAACUCGUGAUUUAGAUGCUAUACCUCAAAAGUACUUUCGCAUCAUUUACCGCUUACCGGUACUCAACCGAUUUAAAUCGAUUCAUAAAUCACUAAAUAGAUUCCACUAAAUAGUUUAAAGAGUAAUAAAAAUUAUAUUCAAACAAAAAUUACUUAUCGGUAAAUAACCGGUUCAUUACCGGUUCACAACCGAUUUCAACCAAUUUAUAAAUCAUUCAAAAUAUUUCCCGUAGGAGUAAAUUAAUUGAAUUUCGUAUAAAAAUUAUUUAUCGGUUAUGAACCGGUUCAUUACCGAUCCAAAACCGAUUGGAACCGGUUUAGUUUGAUAGGAAGUUCCAAGACCUUUCCAAUAAGUCCAAACAUGAUCGCAUUCGCUUGAUAAAUGCGCUCUCUAGUGUAUUUUUAACCAUUGACCUUGAAAAACUAGGAAUGAUUCAAAUGAGGUAUUUUCGUCUAAGGACGAAAUGUCCGCCUGGGUAAUCUCUAAAACAUAUCCAAAAAUAAAUAAAAUCGCACGACGCGUUUUCGAGCAAUCUUAAAAAAACACGGUUUUGGGGGGAUGGAGAAGACAUGAGGAGCACGUUAAUGGCCCCAGGGUCGACUUAUGAGGGGGUCCGCCGAAGAUCCCAAAUCUCUAUCUAUAAUUGUUUUGUCCUCUAGAGCUAGCAACAACCGUACGGACAGACCGAACAGACGGAAAAACAGCGUGAUGUUAAAAAAGAACUCGAAACUUCAGAUUUUCGAUAAUAAAAAAUUACAAUUCUGUAGGGGAAUGUUGGCAUGGUUCGCACAGAGUGAACCUUCAAACAACGCAAAUUUUCUCUUGGUUUGCAAAAAGCUAGUUCGUCAUUUCUUAGCCAUAAAAUAGAUAAUUAUUAAGAUCUUGAGACGAGAUAAGAAAUGGUAAGUCAGCUCUUUGCAAACAAAAAGAAAAUUCGCAUCGUUUGAAGGUUCACUCUGGACGAACCAUGCCAACAUUCCCCUACAAAAUAGAGAAGAAUAUGUAGUUUAAAAAAUAUCGAAUAACUUGUUAAAGUACAGUACAAGAAAUUGUUAUAUUUAUAAAGGUAAAUCUUAUUUCUUGUGCUUAAUUUUAAACAAUUGAUAUACUUAUAAUUUUCUAACAUUCUGUUGGUUAAUUUUCGAUACAGUCUUUACAAUACAAAGUUUAUGGAAUAUUUUCAGGAAAAAAAAAAACACUAUUAUUCCAAUUACCAAUAUCAAUCAAGAAAAUAUCUGUUCCUUGAAAGUAGAUCAUGCAAAAAAAAUAUAAUGUGAUUCUUGUGACACAUCAUGCAAAUGAGAAAAAAAUCCUAUUUUGAAAGUUUUAUCGUAGAACAGAACAGAGAAGAAAUUUUUGAAGAAGAAUAUUUUUUGUGCAAUAUUGGUGAAAUAGAGAGCAACACUGAAUAGGAUGUGGCGUAAUUGUGAAAAUUCCCACCUCCUGUUGCAUGAUCUUAUAGAAAUCUAUAAUAUAUUUUGGUCAUAACAUUUGUAUAAUUUGUGAAAUUAUUCAUAACUCAUUAAUCAAUGAAUGGAUAAUGUUGUAGGAGACAAAAAAAAACAAAAAUGUAUAGUAACUAUUCAUGUUAUCAGUUUAGAUGGCCAAAUAUUGUAACUGUCUCAUUGUGAAAAUAUUAUACAGCAUUUAAAGGAAAUUUCUCAUGGAAGUUUCUGAUUUGUUUUGAAGAAAUGAUUUUUUUAGUUUGUAUUAAAAUCUUGUGAUUUGUUUAUUUUUGGA
Phlebotomus papatasi is the source of this 9176-nucleotide messenger RNA. RefSeq names its product probable phospholipid-transporting ATPase IA (gene ATP8A). Gene Ontology annotation, molecular function: ATP hydrolysis activity; ATP binding; magnesium ion binding. The record is from RefSeq and is a predicted model, not a curated record. NCBI's taxonomy places the organism in Eukaryota, Metazoa, Arthropoda, Insecta, Diptera, Psychodidae. Gene Ontology annotation, biological process: phospholipid translocation. The transcript is spliced from 17 exons. Gene Ontology annotation, cellular component: plasma membrane. The coding region runs from base 450 to 3893 and encodes 1147 amino acids.